UCUAAACAUCAUCCCGGUACGAAAGGACUCCAGGCAAGACGGAAUACAGUACCUUUCUGCUAACGAAUGACGUCCUUCGUCUCAAUCUUCUUCCAUGUUGCAGAUCUCAUCAUGUGCCGGCGACAGCCUGGAAUCGCGAUUGGCCGAAUGUGUGACAAGUGUGACGGAAAAUGUCCCAUCUGCGAUUCUUACGUGCGACCCAUGACGCUGGUGCGGAUAUGUGACGAUUGCAGUUUCGGAUCCUAUGCCGGUCGAUGCAUCGUCUGCGGUUCCCACGGAAUCUCGAACGCCUACUACUGCACGGAGUGUGUUACCUUGGAGCGCGAUAGGGAUGGAUGCCCUAAGAUCGUCAACCUCGGUGCUAGCCGUACGGAUGCACAUUACGAGCGACAGAAGCUUGGAUUCAAAAAGGGUUAGACUGGGAUGCCCUGUUGUUGUGAUCCUCUUAACGACUCUCUUUCUCUACCGACGACGGGGGUCCUUGUAAUACGUGAUACGAUUUCUGCUUAUGACCUCUUCAAAUUCGAAUGGCAACAAAAUUCCUAUCCA
Filobasidium floriforme is the source of this 549-nucleotide messenger RNA. RefSeq names its product PHF5-like protein. The coding region runs from base 67 to 417 and encodes 116 amino acids. The transcript has 5 exons. The record is from RefSeq and is a predicted model, not a curated record. NCBI's taxonomy places the organism in Eukaryota, Fungi, Basidiomycota, Tremellomycetes, Filobasidiales, Filobasidiaceae. Gene Ontology annotation, biological process: mRNA splicing, via spliceosome. Gene Ontology annotation, cellular component: precatalytic spliceosome; U12-type spliceosomal complex; catalytic step 2 spliceosome.